Clonostachys rhizophaga is the source of this 1629-nucleotide messenger RNA. NCBI's taxonomy places the organism in Eukaryota, Fungi, Ascomycota, Sordariomycetes, Hypocreales, Bionectriaceae. The record is from the annotation of a GenBank genome assembly.
AUGAGAUUAUAUUUUCCUUCCCUUCUUUUCGCCCUUUCGUUGGCCCAAGCAGAAGAGCCUUACAAUUUGGACCAACGUGGCCUGGAUUAUGUCCCGGAAUUAGCCUCGAGGGGUGAGGUAGAAUACGAAGGUGUCUUUGAAAGGCAGCCCAAGCCAUUGCUGUCCAGGCGGAAUGUCGAAGCGAUACUAGUCCAGCGCGCUGCAGCUAAAGCUACUUCCCCCAAGAAGGUCAAUGCUCAAACGAAACCUGGUAAUAAGAAGCCCGCUACUGCCAAGAAGACUACCGCGCCCAAGAAGGCUCCUGCGCCUAAGAAAGCUGCUGCUCCUAAGAAGGCUGCUUCUACUCCCAAAAAAGCUGCCCCCAAGAAAGCAACUACUCCUAAGAAGGUUGCUACUCCUAAGAAGGCUGUUCCCAAGAAGGCUGUUCCCAAGAAGACUGCCUCCAAGAAAGUUGCUCCCAAGCCCAAAGCUGCUGCUAAGAAAGCUACCCCUAAGAAGGCUUCUGUUCCCAAGAAAGCUGUUGCUCCUAAAAAGGCGGCAGCUCCCAAGAAAGCUGCAUCUAAACCCAAGACUGGUACUAAGAAGGCUUCUACCCCAAAGAAGCCCGCCUCCCCAAAGAAGAAGAGCCCCGCGGCUAAGAAGACUGCUUCGAAAACAACAACAGCUCACAAGGGGAACGUUGGGACUAAGCAAUCCCAAGGAAAGCAAGACGCAUGCGCUUUUAAGAGAGGUCUCUUUUCGGGAGGGAAAUCGUGCAAAAAGCCAGCACCUACCAAGAAAGCUUCCAAUCCCCAGAAACCUGGCCCAACCGCAAAACCUGCGGCCCCGAAACCUACUGUCGGUCCAGCAGCGCCCGCUGCGCAAGGAGGUGCGACCCCUAACAACAAACCUGUGGGUUUAAGAAGGCCCGGUCAAGGGCUGGCCGCAGGUCAAAGGCAACCCGCCGGUCAAAGGCAGCCUGCCGGCCAAAGACAACCUGCUGGCCAAAAACAAAUUGCUGGUCAAGAGAAGCCCACUGGCAAAAGGAAGGCCACCCAGGCUCCCAAGCCAAAGCCCCCCAACGUACACAAAAACCCCGGUGCCAGAAAACUUGAGCAACUGGCCCAACAAAAGGGAGCCAAGCUCGAGCCGGGUCAUUCGUACGCGAUCAAACAAAAGAGCACUGGACUCUUUGGGCAUCAAAAUGUUGCGGUUGUUGACUACUCGAAGCAGAAUAUCGGCAACAUUGAACAUUACAAGGCUUCUGGUAAGAGGUUUGACCUCCAUAUUGGCUCGAAAAAGGGGGACUCCAAAGCCAAAGCAACAGAUCCUAACCUAGUCGACGGCGUGAUGGGUACAAAGCCCGGAUUGCCGCCAAUCUACUCCAAGAAAGGUGCUUACGUUGAGGCCCAUAACUGGAAUCCGCACCACGCAGCCUAUCAGUCGGGGAGCGAAUUUCUAGGCGAGGUUCAUGAUCAGUACAAGAACCCCGACAAUGUCCUCAAGGAAGCCGGUAAAAUUUUGACUGGUGAUCCCAACCGUCAAAGUGGCGGCAGAUAUAAUAUUCUUAGCGGCUGCGUUAAGUCGCGGGGGAACAAUUGCAGAACCAUGUCCGAUAAGCUUGGCGACAACAUCACAAAGAAGCCUUGA